This is a messenger RNA of Eruca vesicaria subsp. sativa (arugula), 866 nucleotides long. The record is from the annotation of a GenBank genome assembly. NCBI's taxonomy places the organism in Eukaryota, Viridiplantae, Streptophyta, Magnoliopsida, Brassicales, Brassicaceae.
GACAAAAGCAACAAGCAACCAGUACUGUCGAAAAAAUUUUGGAAUCAGCAACGGCGAUGACGAAUGGGUGGGACGAUGUUAACGAGUCAACUAACAAGCAAGAUUUGAUCUCCUUCUAUCUCCGUGGAGCUUAUGCUCUUGUCUCAGCCAUCGCUCUUGUUCAAUUGGUGAGGAUCCAAAGAAGAGUGCCUGAACAUGGCUGGACCACACAGAAGGUGUUUCAUCUUAUGAACUUUAUCGCCCUUGGAGCUCGUGCGGUUCUAUUUGGAUAUCACCAGCUCGUGCAUCCCAAGGUUCUUUGCUGGAUAUUACUGGAUCUUCCAGGCCUUUUCUUUCUCUCGGCUUACACAAUACUCAUUCUCUUCUGGGCAGAGAUAUAUCACCAGGCCAAAGGCUUACCAGGGGAUAAGCUGCGGAAAACCUAUAUCGGAGUCAAUGUGGCUGUAUAUUUGGCUCAGGUAUGUGUUUUUGUGUGUGUUAAUGCUUAUCUCGUAAUCAAAGUGUCGGGAAAUUUAUCAGUUAAUGGUUUUAUUGGGGUUGUCUUUUCUCAUGUGUAUUUUUUGGUAUGCUAUAGAUUGUUUGUUAUGCUAAAAAGGUUCCCUAUUGAGUCAAGAGGGAGAAGCAAGAAGAUGUAUGAGGUAGUUGUAACUGUGACAGCCAUAGGCAUAACCAGUUUCCUCAUAAGAUGCAUUGUGGUGGGUGUAUCAGCUUUUGACGGGGAUUUGACGCUGGAUGUUCUUGAUCGUCCGGUUCAGAAUUUAAUCUACUAUAUGGUGGUUGAAGUAAUUCCAUCGGCGCUAGUUCUGUUCAUUCUGCGUAAGCUACCUCCAAAGAGGGUAGCAACACAAUACCAUCCAGUCCAGUAG